This is a messenger RNA of Ilex paraguariensis (yerba mate), 276 nucleotides long. The record is from the annotation of a GenBank genome assembly. NCBI's taxonomy places the organism in Eukaryota, Viridiplantae, Streptophyta, Magnoliopsida, Aquifoliales, Aquifoliaceae.
AUGGCGCUUGACUACUUACACACGAAUCACAUUCUGCAUCGCGAUGUGAAGUGUUCGAAUAUCUUCUUAAUGAAAGAUCAAGACAUUCGUCUUGGUGAUUUUGGACUUGCCAAGAUGUUGACUUCGGAUGAUCUUGCCUCUUCCGUUGUCGGAACUCCCAGUUAUAUGUGCCCUGAGCUUCUUGCUGAUGUACCUUACGGCUCCAAGUCUGACAUAUGGUCUUUGGGAUGCUGUAUAUAUGAAAUGACUGCUCUUAAGCCCGCAUUCAAAGCAUUU